Messenger RNA from Linum trigynum, 1134 nucleotides. The record is from the annotation of a GenBank genome assembly. Lineage: Eukaryota; Viridiplantae; Streptophyta; Magnoliopsida; Malpighiales; Linaceae.
AUGGCUUUCCGUCCAUUGGCUGACUUACGGGUUGAAGAUGUUGACUGUAAAGUGCGUGUUCGAGUGCUGCGGAUGUGGGAUGUCAAGCAAAAUGGCUAUGGAGAAAGUGUUCUUCGCAAGAUGAUGAUUGUUGAUGCUGCGGGUUAUGAAAUGGAGGUUGUUAUUCAUAGGAUUUCAUUUCCAAGGUUCGGUGGAAUUAUGAGGGAAGGCGCAGUAUACAGAUUUGCUAACUUCUUGGUUCAAAGAAACACCACUGCCUUCCGUGUCACGGCACCAGAUUUUCGCAUUGUGCUUUUGCCCGAUUCUGUUUGUGAAGAAAUGGUGGAUUCUGAAGUAAUCCCCAAGUUUAGUUUCAGAUUUCUUAAGACUGAUCAGUUUGAAGCUGCAUUCCAGAAUCGAAACUACUUAUCAGAUUUGGUGGGUCAAUUGGUGCAAAGUCAGCCUGCAGAACAGCUUGGUAAUGACUAUGUUUCUAUCAAGAAGAAAGACCUUCAUAUUCGGUUGACUGAUGGUGAAGUUGUGAAAGUCAUUGUGUGGGACUCAAUAGUUGACCAACUAGAGCUGUUUCUUGAGGAUGAACCUGAAACUGGAGUUGUCCUCAUUUUGACCUCUGCUAUUGUCCACAAGUAUCAUGGGGAGUACUAUUUUUCCAGUUCACGUGCUUCUAAACUCUAUGGGAAUUUGCACUAUCCUGAUGGUCAUGACAUGCUUGAUUUCAGUGACAAUGGUGUUCCUCGCAAGGUAGGUGAGAUAUGUCAGAGUUUUAUAGUCCCAAGUUCCAUCAAGUUGCUGGAAGAUUUGAAUGUCGAUGGUCCCCUCAAGGGGGUGACCUACAAAGUUACAGCAGAGGUUUCUGAGGUCAAUGCGUACUGGUCUGAUCGCAAAAAAAGCUUCAUGGUUGAGCUGAAAGUGAAAGAUGAACAUGACUCCUGUGAUUUUAUUUUCACCAGCAAUAGUUUCAGAUCAAUGACUGACUCCAUUUUCAAGAAUGACCUGCAGUUCGAGAGGUCAAGCUUUGAUGUGAAUUUGAAGUCAAUGAAAGGCAAGAAGUUUCAGUUCUCGGUGAAAUCUGUUCCCCGUUUUUACAAUCCUGAAGCAGUGCAUCAUGUGGUUGUCAAAAUCAGCAGUGGCUAA